Molecule: messenger RNA, 4952 nt
Organism: Bursaphelenchus xylophilus (pine wood nematode)
Lineage: Eukaryota; Metazoa; Nematoda; Chromadorea; Rhabditida; Aphelenchoididae
Source: the annotation of a GenBank genome assembly
AUGCGUUUGUUCGUGGCGGUGUGCCUGUGGCUGGGCACGGCCUUAGCCGGGCAUCACAAGCAUCAUCAUCGGGGUGAGUUCUGCUUUAUAUCACUUUAGAUACCAAAAACAGGGAACACUGUGACGUCAUCGAUUGACUCAAAUUCUUUUGAGAUUACUCGCUUUUUCGCCCAUUUUUUAUUAAAAUUCCCCUUGUUUAUGCAUACAUAAUUAGUGGGCCUUGCGAGUAUGCUAAUUAGUCUAGAAGAAGCUCCUGGCCUGGGGCUGUGUGCCCUUUUAUUUUGCUCUAAAUUGCCCGUAUUUCUUAUGACGUUUUUCCGGAGAAGUUACAGAGUUAAUUACAAUUACAAUUCUCAAGAAACCUCUCGAAAAAUUGGAUUAUAUUCUUGUGGGAAAGAUGUUUUAUAGCUGAAGUAGUAGUCGCACCUUACCUAGCCCAUUAAUAGUCCCAAUUUCAGUCCCCAUUCUACAAUUAAAUGGCGCUGAUGAGAUCCUCGGGAGUCUUCGUGAGGAUGAGAAAGUCGUCGCCGUUUCUCCCCACAUCGCCAUCUUCCCCGAAAGCGGUGAGUUUAAUUAAAAUUAUUAAUCGCAGAGUGAGUGCAUGACUCUCAACAAUCUCUCAGGUUACUGUAACCGAGGAUUGUAUCUCUUGUUUGAAGCCGAAACGAAGCCCCAUCUUUUUACAAAAUCCCCAAAAGAAACUGUUUUUGUAUCCGACUUGUUAUUGGAGUUGUGAAAUUGUCGGUUACACCAGCUGAUACGAACUUAUAAACAUCUACAUUUUGGGAUGUAAACAUCUUAUUGUAACGGAAACCUGAGGUUUUUUUGGCAUGAAGAGGCUUGGCAAAAUUUAUGGCUGGUAUUUUAAGAACAUUUAACUCGCAUCCUUCAGAAAAUUCGAGAUUUUUAGGAUUAAAAUUUGGGGAUCUACUGCUAGCAGGUGCAACGUAACUUUUUAAAAAAACAUUUUUUUCUUUGGCAAAAGAAAUGAUUACAAAGCGAUUUCUCUGACCGUUUUUCCCGAUCUUCCAUUGUCUCUUGCAAAAAGAUGAUUGUUGAAUAUGGUGGCUCUCAUCGCAAAACGGGAGCUUAAAGCUGCCAUGAUUUAUUAAAUAUUAAUGACCCAUAUACAGCCUAUACCAUUUGAGCAAAGCCAACUUCAAGAAUUUUUUAGUUUAUUGUUUAGUCAUCAUAGUCUUAUACCUCCAAUUCCAGGGCCUGUCUGUAAAUACGAGCUAAGCUCCGACUCCGAGACCGAGAUCCCCUUCACGGCCGAGGUCUUGGACAAGAACUCGGGCAAUGCCGUCGUCAAAGUCAAGGAGAACUUUACCUUGGACUGCUCUCACAGUGAAUACAAUCUGGAGAUCACGGCGGUCGGUUGUACCGAUGACAUGGCCAAGUCUGAGUCGUAAGUUUCAUAGGAAUUCCGUCCUCAAACGUUGAUAAUCGGAAUGUCUUUGGUCACGAGAGACAAGGAUUGUUAAUCUUCUCUCAUUUACAUUUCUUUUCAGGGCCAGUCUAAAGAUUACGGUAAAAGACACCAACAACCAUGCACCCGAAUUCGACGCCCCCUGGUAUGCGUUCGAUGUUGUGGAGGGCCAAGUCAACCACAACAUUGCCAAACUCACUACAACGGACAAGGAUUGCGGUCAUCCCUACGGAAAGAUCUGCAGAUACGAGAUCACCAAUGCCCUGGAGGGAUUCCCCUUCCACAUCGACGACCAAGGAGUGAUCAGCAAUGUGAAACCCUUGAAUCGCACCGAUUCUGAAUCCCACAUUCUGACGAUCGUCGCCUAUGAUUGUGGAAUGCAGCGAUCCAAGAGUGCUCUGGUCACGAUCAACGUCCGCAGACCUUGUCAAGAAGGUCUCCGAGGAGUCCCCAAUCAUGAAGAGAGCAUCCAAUACACCCCCGGAACCGGGACCCGGAAGAUCUUGCCUGAGGCCGAAGUUAUCGCCUGUCCUUCCGACCACUCCUGCACCGUCAAAUCGGCCGAAUCCUUCCUUCAGUUGGCCAUCGAAAGACCUUCGGAGCAUGAUCUGGCGUCGACCAAGAAAUGCGGAAUGAAUCUUGCGACUCUGGAACUGUUGCCUCGAGGCGAUGCCAACGUUCGAUCGGUUGUUCUGGGCAAAGACGGAAAGGCCAAGGAACUGUUGUUGGAUUCGGAUGAGAAUCUGGACAAGGACGUCAAGGCCGACGAGUCAGAAGAGGACGAUGACGAGGAGGAUGAGGACGUCAGCUCGUUGACACCUGGCCAGCUGGAACAACAAAAGUACAUGUUCGAUGGGAAGACCACUUCAGUGAUCGUACCACCAACCACAGUCAAGGGAGUGAUCCCGGAGAAGUUCUCUUUGACCUUCUCCAUGAAGCAUGCUCGAGGCUCCAAAGCUGAGCAACAGGUCAAGCAAAACAUCCUCUGCGAGACUGACAACGACCGUAAGUUGCCAUUCUUUUUGUGUACUGUCAUCUACAUUAAUUAGAAUUCACAAAAUUUAACCUGACGUCAUUUAGAUCUGAACCGUCAUCAUUUCGCCGUUUACAUCCGUCACUGUAAAUUGGAGAUGUUGUUGAGAAGAGAGGCCGAACAUGCCACUCAAAACUUCAGGGCCGCCGAGUGGAGAUGGUCGUUGCCCGAGGUCUGUGACGACGAAUGGCAUUCCUACGCGAUCUUGUUCCAAGACCUGGACAAUGUGGUGCUGUUGGUCGACGGAAACAAGUUGGAUAGUUCGGAGAGAAAUCCGGAGAUUUUGGACGAUUGGCCACUCCAUGAGACGAAAUGGAUGGUAAGUGGUUCAUUUUGUAGUGGCAAGAGUAACAAGUGGCGAUUUAUUAGGAAUUUAUAUUACUUUAUCUAGUCCAUAAGGAGUUAUUAUCAAAUUUUUGAAGAGUAAAACUAAUUCCAUCGUUUCCAGAAGACCAAGAUGGUUGUUGGAGCUUGCUGGCAUGGCCGCACUCAACAGAUGGUCCAAUUCUUCAAGGGCCAACUCACUUCCGUCUACCUUCUUCCAGGCAAAGUUGAGAGCGAGAUGGCCGUUCAAUGUCUCCAUCAACCCAAGGAACGGCUUCGUUUCGACGCUGUGGAGGAGUUGGUUCCCGGCGAGACUGCCGCGUUCACCGACCAACAAACCCGCCUCACUCUGACCGCCAACACCCUCGAAGAUCUUUCGUUGCUUUUGCAGAAGGUCGAGUACAUCAACUCGGACCCAAGACUCCCAGGAAAGAGGAGAUUGACCAUCAAAUCCUCUGCCAAAUGCACCAAUGGAGAGAAGAGAGAUCUGGGAACAUAUGAGACCAGCAUUCAAGUGAAGAAUGAGCAAGCUCCAAUCUUGUCGAUCAGUGGUCAGAACUUGAUCAACACGGACAGGAAGAGCUUGAAAUUGGGAACGGUUAUGCUCCCUGAUGUGCAGAUCACUGUCGUCAAAAGUGACGGUAGGUUUUCUUUUUAAUUUUUUCUUGUUUUUUGCCAUUAAUUUAUACUGUACUUGACAAAAUUGUCAUCAUUGUUAAAAUCUUUUAUUUAGUCCCUUAAAAAUAUGAAAAGUGGUCAUUUCAGGUCAGAAAGACGUGGAUGUGACCACCAAGCACAAAGUUGACUGGUGUAAAGUCCAUCUGAAGCCCUCUCGCGACAUGGAUUUGGAAUAUUUCUCUUCCCCCGCCGCUCUUAUCGCUUCUUUGAACAUUGACUUCGAGCACGACUCUGAAGGCAUCUUGCUGAAGGGAGAGGAGAGCAUCGCCGGCUACAGAGAAGUCCUGGGCAAGAUCCAUUACUUCAACACCCGCCCCGAGGCCUACAACAAGCGGAUGUACACCGUGCAAUGCGCCAUGGACAAGGGAAAACUUUUGAGCAACAAAUUCUUUGUCACCGUAGGUUUUGUUUAUCUUUGUAGGGUUUUGCAAGACUCUUUUUGGUUCAAAUGUUGAUUUUAUAUAUUCCUCAGAGAGUUUUUUGACUGAAAUUUUAAUUUUUUUUGAUUAUAUUGGACAUGAACUUUUAAUAAAACCAGAAAAUUAAAUUACUCUUGAGCAAUGUUUCAGAUGUACAUCUCCUCAGACAACAAAGUCGAUGAUCUGGAUGGCGAUGCGAGAAUCCUGACCAAGGGAAAUGAUGCCCAAGACCUCCGUGACUUUGGAAAACAGUUCGAGCCUUCGGCCUUCGAUCAGCUUGGUGCUAACAGACUCCAAAACAUCUUGGAGAUGGAUCUCCCCCGUCCUAAAGCCCUUUUGAGUCAUCACGGCUACGAGAUGGGACAAGGCGCUGUUGCCGGAGGUGCUGUCGCGAUCGUGGUCGUCAUCUGCGUCGGGUUCUUGCUGGUCUUGUUGGUGGUUGGAGUCCUGAAAAUGAGAGAUACCCCCAUUCCCCGAGCUCGACGACGUCAGAGAAAGCUGGCUACGGUAAGAGCAAGUCAUUUUACCAUCAUUUUCUAUCCCUUUCAUUGUUCUAUACCUAAUUGUAACUAUGAUUAUAUUGUAGUAGACAUCUGAUGACUAAAUUUUUAUUUUUCAGAUGCAAGAAGGCAUGGAAUGGGAUGAUGGAGGCAUGAAUAUUACGGUAAAUCCGUUGGAGGACGUGGAGAAACAGGAGCAGGAAAUGUACUCCGAGGAAGAGGACGAGAGCUCGGAUGACGGCGAGAGGUAAGAGGACCCCAUUAAUCCCAAUAGAAGUUUCAAAAGAGAUCGACCUUUAAGCAGAUUGCUCCUCGAAUAUUCCCGGGUCCGUUCUUUAAUUCUUUGAGUACAAUGACGCCCCCUUUCUCCUUUUUCUCAAAGGCAAAGUUCAGAAUAACAAACGUUGUAAUUUACAAUUCAAAUUGUUUGCAGUUAUCACGACGAGGACGAGAUGAGUGAGGAAGAGGAAGAAGAGACUUCGCCCGCCCUUCCCCAUGCCUCCAAAGGCCUGGAAUGGGAUGACGACGGGACCAUUCCCCAAAGUGUCUCACGCACUUACCGUGUCUAA